UCAUCGGAGGCGGUAGUACUGGGUGUUGGCGGCGUUGCACAACAGACCUGUCAUCCCAUCCACACACAACGAUUGAUUCAACGACGCCCAUAUCACUGCACCGAUGAUUGAGUGAAGGGCUGCUCGCCUGCCUCGCUGGCUGGCUGGCUGGCUGGCUGUACGCCCCACCCACCCCGAUGACCGGCCACCGACCUGCGAAUUGGUAUGAGACUUUGAUGUCGAUGUCUCUGUGGUUCUUGCUGCUCUUGCGCGUGGCGAUCAUGCCCUCGACCACAUCUACACAUACGUAGCGUGGGUUGCAACCGUACCACACACACACCACACACCACACACCACACAGACGCACAGACGCACAGACGCACAGAUGCACAGACGCACAGACGCACAGAAAGAGAGAGAGCGCCUGUGUGUCUGAUCCACAGCCCUGGCUGGUGGUGUUGGUUUCUCUCUGACCUCCCUUGUUGCAGACGAGUACGUCCUUCAUGUAGAAAACCGUCUGCUUCCAGUGCGUGUACCGCCCGUGCGGCCCUGCACGCCAUGCCAUGCGCCACACCCACAUAGACGGACACACGAGGGAGGCCGCAUUCAGUCGUUGUGCGUGUGUGUGCGCGUGAGUGAGUGUGCGCCAAGUAAGUGCACCAGUGGUGAAGGACACAGGCUUGUGGCAGCAGCUGAAGCACACGUCAAACCACGCUAUCUGCACACACACACACACACAGAGAUAGCGUGGCCGCCUGUGCUAUAGGGAGGGGAUGAAUGUCUGGUGUGUUAAGUCGAUGGCAUACGAAUGCGUGGAGGAAGUCCUUUCGCUUGAGCGUGAUGCGGUAUGGGGCGCAGAAGUCCAAAUCCUCCUUGGUGCACGUCUUAAGAUCCAAUUCCUGCAAACAAACACACCACACAGCACUCCAUCCAUCCAUCCGCACAGAGCCCACUAACUCAUACCUACCAGCACACAGCAGCUUGUCGUGGCCACUGCUUGCUCCUCGACGCAAUCCUGAACAAACAAACAAACAAACAGACAGACAGACAAACAGACAGUGCAGAGCAGUGUAGUGCAUGUGAGCUUCAAUAUCUGAGUGAGUGAGUGGGUGGGUGGGUGGCUGACCACGAUGGGUUCCUCCAUGACGCACCGCUGCAGCACCGAGAAGUCGAACGAAUACACAUUCGACCACCAGCCGACCUUCUCCUCCUGAUGAUGUGAUCACAUCACAUCCAUACCAUCAUCAAUUCAUCAGUCGACAGACAGACAGACAGACAGGUAGAUGCACACAACAAACGCAGCCAGUCACCACAUCAUGUCGGUGUGUCAAGUGUGUCUGUCUGUCUUGUCUGCUCCCCCGGCCGCCCGUCUGCCUGCCUAUCUAUCCACCUUGUAGUCGCCAUCUUCGAUGGCGGCGAUGUGGAUCGACGCCCUGUCGGGAAAUAUCAAACCGUCCUCCUUCAACCACUGACCACACACACACACAGACAGCCGUCCUUGCUGGAUGGCUGGCUGGCUGGCUGGGUUAGACUGACUUUGUCUCUGCAGAAGAGUACGGUGUCGAGCAUGGACUCGUAGAGGAGGAAGUAGCCCAUCCACUCGGAUAUGAUGAUGUCCACCUUGGCCACGGGCAGCUCGAUCUCCUCGGCCUUGCCGUGCACAUAAGUUAUCCUCUCGCCCAGCCCGUUGCUCGCAGCCACCUUGCGGGCUAUCUCGACGAUCUCGGAGCACUCGAUGCCGUAGACGUGGGCCGCCCCGGCCUUGGCGGCGAACAUGCACAAAAUGCCGGUGCCGGAUCCCACAUCGAGGACCGUCUUGCCCUCGAACAGAUGCCGGUUCUGCAGGAUGGCCUUCUGGUAUGACCCCGUGCGCACGCUGUCCUUGAGCAUCUCCUCGUGGAUACCGAAAUGCGCGUAAGAAUUGAAGUACUGCAGGCAGGAAACAACCACACCACACGUGUGCAUGUGUAUCAGGGGAGCAUGUCUGUUGUGUGUGUGUGUGUGUUGCUCUCCCUCCCUCCCUGGCUCACGUAGUCAGCGGACGAGAGGUUUUCCUGCUCGAGUGACUGCCACUGUCCGGCGAAGGCCUUGAUGUCCUCCGGCGAUGCUGUAGGCGGUGAGUGGGCGGGGUGGGAGGGGUGGGAAUGGGACGAUGAAGACGUCGUGGGCACCCACCGCUGCUGGUGCUGCUGGUGCUGCUGCUGGUGAUGGCUGGGAGGAGGGGGAGGGCCGCCUGGCGGGUGGCCAGAUCUCCCGCCUUGCUGCAUUCCGGGGUGUGAAUUCAUGCUCCCUUGCUGCUUCAU
This is a messenger RNA of Vitrella brassicaformis, 2282 nucleotides long. Lineage: Eukaryota; Vitrellaceae. The record is from the annotation of a GenBank genome assembly.